Gasterosteus aculeatus aculeatus (three-spined stickleback) is the source of this 1121-nucleotide messenger RNA. RefSeq names its product cofilin 1 (non-muscle), like (gene cfl1l). Gene Ontology annotation, biological process: actin filament depolymerization. Gene Ontology annotation, molecular function: actin binding. Gene Ontology annotation, cellular component: actin cytoskeleton. Lineage: Eukaryota; Metazoa; Chordata; Actinopteri; Perciformes; Gasterosteidae. The record is from RefSeq and is a predicted model, not a curated record.
AAGAGAGGGGCGGGCCUACUUUUGGAGGUGUGCACAUUCACCCCGACUCCUCCUCCAUGAGUCAACCUGCUCCGCUUCCUUUAUAUGACCCUUCAGCACUUUGACUGCUGCCAUUUUUUCUCUGCUGUCUGUUUCCUUCACACAUCAGAAGCAAAAUGACGUCUGGGGUAAAAGUCUGCGACGAUGUGAAAAACAUCAUCACAAAAAUGAAAGUGGUGAAAAGUGACGACGCCGAGGAGGAUCGCAUAAGAUUGCUGAUAUUAGUCAUCGACACCGGCGAAAUUAAAAUCGAGAAAUGUCUCCUUCAGAAGGAUGUGGAGGGCGAGGCGGACGUAUUCAAGUUGGUCGUAAGUCUGAUGAAACCUGAAAAGUGCUGCUACCUUUUGUACGACUGCCACUUUGAAACUAAGGAAUCAAGUAGAAAAGAGGAACUGGUCUUCAUGCUGUGGGCCUCUGAUACCGCAAAAAUCGGCGAAAAAAUGAUUUACGCUUCCUCCAAAAGUUCUCUUAACAACCUGUUGGAUGGUGUGAAGCAUAGGUUGCAGAUAAAUGACAUUGCAGAUAUGGACAGGGCGGACUUUGCCAAAAGACUUGGAAACGUGGUGAAGCUCGAGGGCAACAGUGUUUAAUCGUACUUCCCAGCAGGCACCGAGCGCUUUCCCCAUUUUUUGUAAUGAGCUACAUUUAAAGGGAUUUGAGGGGAUGAUUGCAAGAUUUUCCCAUUCAACUUUGUUUUUGCAGUGGGUCCACAACCAGGGAAGUUAAGAUUUUGGCUUUUUGACCCUGGACCCUUGAUGUUUGUUCCCGCUAAACUUUCCACACCAGUUUGGAUGUCUCAUUUAUCAAUUUGACACAUCCAUUCUUAAGACCACUAUUGUCUGUCACUUCAUUCUUUGUACUUCUAUAUUUCGCAAAUUAAUAAUUUGCUGUUCCAUUCUUAUGUCCAUGUCUGAUAACCUUGUUGAAUAUCCCAAAGACUCCCUACUCAAGUUCAAUAGGUCAGAAUGACUGGGCCUGUAAGUUGAAUGUUUUUCCUAUCGCAUGACUUAUACAAAGAAAUUUAACAGAAAAUGCAAAAGUUGUACUGUAAGAGUAUUAUCAAAUAAAUUCAUUGCAAUCUG